AUGUCAGUGAUUUCCGAUCAAGGGAUCCACCGUGCCGGAGACCUAAACACACUCCAAUCUCCGUCAACCAAUGCAUCCCCGCCUCCUUCUAUUAUCCUUCCUUUCUACUUCUCAUUGCUUCUCAACCUCCAACGAAACUUUCUUUUCCGAUCUCCACUGACUUCCACCGCCAUGGACUCUCAGUCUCUCUCCAUUUAUUCCAACCCGUCCGCACCACCACCGUCGAAUUCCGGUCUACUUCCAUCCAGACUCCGAAAUUCAGAUGAAGAAAGGGUUUUGGAUAUUUCAGAGAGAGAAAUAAUUGAGACUGAAAGUGAGAGGAAUAGAGAGAAGUUUGCACGAUUCUUCUGCAAAAUAAAGAAAAAAUCCAGAAUGAAAGAGGCUGUGUUUUUUGAUUGA
This is a messenger RNA of Vicia faba (fava bean), 399 nucleotides long. NCBI's taxonomy places the organism in Eukaryota, Viridiplantae, Streptophyta, Magnoliopsida, Fabales, Fabaceae. The record is from the annotation of a GenBank genome assembly.